AAUAACGCUGUCUACGGAUAUGGAGGACGUUUAAAGUAGGUUUCUAUCACGUUUCUGUAGGAUCUCGUAGACUUUUUGGGUAAAUUUAUUGCGGCCAAAAUAACCUUUAAAAUACGUUUUUAAUGCGUUUUUCAUACCUUCAGAAAGUACGUUUUCCCUAUUUUUUAUGACGUUUUAUAAAUGUCUUGUGCUAUCAGGGAGCAGUAAGGAUGAAAUGUAUUGAGUUAUAAGUAUCAAAUUUGCAUAUAAAACUAAUAGUAAGCCAUUAUAUCAUGUUUGUUCACUACAUUCCUUCUUGUAUGAGGUCAGACCCAUUCUCAAUCUUUAGAGGUACUUUUUUACGACAAAAAGAUGUCUUAUUACUGCAUGAAGGUGGUCUAAGUCCCGAUGGAAUACGUAGAUUAUUACAUUUAAAGGUUCAAAAUAGAAAUGAGAUAGGCUUAACAUGUGUAUAAGUAAAUUAAAAGUAUUUUCUUUUAAAAAUUGAGAGAGAGAGAGAGAGAGAGAGAGAGAGGGGGGGGAGAGAGAGAGAGAGAGAGAGAGAGAGAGAGAGAGAGAGAGAGAGAGAGAGAGGGAGAGAGAGAGAGAGAGGGAGAGAGAGAGAGAGAGAGAGAGACGUGAACUGUCAUGCCGGCAUUUUUGACUUGGCGUAGUCGGACGUGGUGUAUAGCAGUUGUGUGGUGGUAGUCGAAUGGUGCACAUCGGUUUUUGUACAUAUAAUGUUUCCAUAUAUCGUUUGACAUCUUAUGUAAACUGAGUAUAAAACAAGUUAUAGUUUUGACUAAAUUUUGGCAACACUAAAUUUUGGCUGUAGAACAUUUUAUUCAUUUUUUGACUGCGAUUAUCUAUAAUGCGUUUUAUUUGUAUAAAUUGUUUGUGAAUUAUACAGUAUGAAAAUUAUUUUUUUAUAUGGAUGUGAGUUUGCAACCCCUCCUCACUACUUUUUAACGAUAGACCAUCUCUUCUAAUCAAAUUUAAAUUAUCGGUACUAUCAGUGAAUGUUAAUAAUCUACAUAGAGUAAAGAAAAAUAAAAAAAAAUUUUGCAUGUGCAAUAAUAAAAGUAUUUAAUAAAUUGUUAGCAUGCAUUUGAAAAAAGAUAUUGAUAGUGCUAUGACAGUCAGCAUCCGACAGCGAAUAUGUCAACCUGAUCGCAAUCCACUUUCACAAACGGAUGAUCAACAUUUUAAUCAUCAGAAUAAUGAUUUUUCAACUUCCCAGAUAGCUGAUAACGUUGCAAAUUUUCAAGUUAAAUUUAAAAAAUUUCCAUACACAACAAUUUCACAUAGCCCACCUCUUGAUUGCCUUCCUUUGUCUAGUAGCACAGAUGAUGAUCACAGCAGUUCUGAUACGGAACAUUGUCUAUCACCAUUGCAAAGUAAGACAGAGUUUUCAAUCACCAAUAAUACAACCAUUAACUCUAUUCGGAAACGAAGAGGAAACUUGCCAAAACACUCUGUUAAAAUUCUAAAAAGAUGGCUCUACGAUCAUAGAUACAAUGCAUAUCCUAGUGAUACUGAAAAAAUUACUCUAAGCGAAGAAGCUAAUCUUACAGUACUUCAGGUGUGUAACUGGUUUAUAAAUGCAAGACGACGCAUUUUACCAGAAAUAAUAAGAAAAGAAGGAAAUGAUCCUCAGAAAUACACGUUAUCAAGGCGUAACAAAAAAAUUCCUAAUGCAGCCCAACAAUCAUCUGAAUUAUGUUCUCAAUUAAAUGAGACUUUGGACUCUCUACGAAGUGAAAUUUCUUCUAAUGAGGAACAAAAUCAUUGUGACUACCAAAGCAAAUCUCAAACUGGGAGUGAAAGAAGAAAUCAUAAAGAAGACGGAAAUAGUUUUCAAAAAAAUCAGAAUAAACUAAAUGUUUGGCCUAAUUCAACUAUAGAUCAAUUCGUCAAUUCAAAAAUAGAAUUUAUUUCCAGUUUAAAAGAGGAUAUGUGGCGGAACCACCAGCGCCGCCAGAACGACGCUUGAGGCGCAAGCAGAUUCUGCAGCGCUCUUCUGACACCAGCAGUAAAGCAGAGCACGAGUCUGACCAGGAGAGUCAGAACCCGCUUCACGGUCCCCCGCAGCUGAAGCAGCCCGAAGGACGCCGAGGGUUACCGGAGUCGAGUUUGAACGACACACUUGCUCUGGCUGCCAACCAAGACGGACGUCUACAGUAAUCAAGAGUCAAGCCUCAAAGUUAUUCUUAGAUUAAUCAAUCAAGUUCUAGAUUAUUACUCUAA
Molecule: messenger RNA, 2226 nt
Organism: Nasonia vitripennis (jewel wasp)
Lineage: Eukaryota; Metazoa; Arthropoda; Insecta; Hymenoptera; Pteromalidae
Product: TGIF-like
Exons: 5
Coding region: 1082-1972 (296 amino acids)
Biological process (GO): regulation of transcription by RNA polymerase II
Molecular function (GO): DNA-binding transcription factor activity, RNA polymerase II-specific; RNA polymerase II cis-regulatory region sequence-specific DNA binding
Source: RefSeq, a predicted model, not a curated record